Molecule: messenger RNA, 705 nt
Organism: Rhododendron vialii
Lineage: Eukaryota; Viridiplantae; Streptophyta; Magnoliopsida; Ericales; Ericaceae
Exons: 2
Coding region: 1-705 (234 amino acids)
Source: RefSeq, a predicted model, not a curated record
AUGGAGGGUAGGUAUUCUUAUCGUUGCUGGCAGGAUAGCGGAAUUAUCCCCGACAAUCUUCGCGAGGGAUACCGUGGCUUUGUCAUCGAUAUGAGGCUUCGUCAUAUACUACUUGAAAGAGCUAUUAACGUCGAUGAUCCACCGGUGCUGGGUUCGCAUGGGGAAUUGAUUGAGUAUUGCACGGAUCACUAUCCCACGGUUGACUACCUGGAUGCGACGCAUCAAGAAAGAGAUAUCUACUCAGGUAUCGAGUUUGGGCAAGUCAAUGUGGAACGACGCCGCAAUGAAGUCCUCGAGAAGGUGAUGCCAAUAGCUGUGGAAGUUGUGGUUAGGAAUUUGCAAGAACCCAAUGAGAGUGAGCAAGAGGCGAUUGCCCGGACUUUUUCGGAGUGUGCAAAUGACAUCAUGAAAGAAUUUUACCCGGGCGCCUAUGCAAGCGACGAUGUUUCCCUGGAAGCUUUUGAGCACUCGACUGCAAGUAAAUCGAACAUCAAAGCCUUGGAGUAUGUGAGGCUUGAGGAUUUGCCUUCGGCGCCCAAAUCUUGUUUGAUUUGUGCAGGCAAGUUUUCUGCAGGUACGGUGGUUGGUCGCAUGCCGUGCUCUCAUGUUUAUCACGCCAACUGUAUCAUUGGCCGACUUGCGAUAUACGAUUACAAAUUCUGUCUUGAUUGUCCCCAUCCAAGCCAUUUUAUGGUCAAAGAAUAG